Molecule: messenger RNA, 1020 nt
Organism: Rotaria sp. Silwood1
Lineage: Eukaryota; Metazoa; Rotifera; Eurotatoria; Philodinida; Philodinidae
Source: the annotation of a GenBank genome assembly
AUGGGCAUCAACUUGUUUACUAAUCGUCAAACAAAAAAUCCGUUGAAUGCUUUACUCUUGCUCACUGAUGGUCAAGACAAUGAAAAUCAUAACUAUACGCAAUUAAUGCAAACUCUACCCAGUGGUGUUCAAUGUCAUACAUUCGGUUACGGAUCCGAUCAUACGGCCUCAUUACUGGUACGAAUAGCUGAGCAAGGCAAUGGAGGCACGUUCACUUACAUUGAUGAACAAGAAGCAAUAGGUUCUGCAUUCGCGAUGGCUCUGGGUGGUCUAUUCACAUGUGUUGCACAACAAGUUCAUGUCAACAUCGAAUUUACUGGGGCCUAUAAGAUCACUCAUGUUCAUUCGAACUAUAAAUAUGAACCUGAACAACUACCGUCGACAAACCUCAAUAUCAAGUUACAUGAUUUGAAUGCCGAAGAAAAGCGAAAUCUUGUUUUUCAAUUAUAUGUACCUAAAACGGACAAUAAUGAACAGAAUGUAGACAUGACUAGUCAACUACCUAUGUCAGUGACUCAAUCUACAGAAGAAAUCCAACUAUUUGAAAAUCAAAUCAUUGGUAAUGUGACCGUUAUCUAUAUGGAUCCCAAUACUGGUCGCACAAUAACGACGAAUCCAGUUUCUUUCAACUUAGUACGAGGUUCUCAUCCUCCAGAUGAACUUCUUCGCGUCAAUCAUAUACUUGACAUUCAACGAAAUCGAGUAGAAACAGCACAUGCACUAGAACGAGCAAUGGCCGAGGAUAACUAUCGACAAUCACGUGCUAUUCUUAAAGCUCAAGUAGACAAGAUCAAAGCCAGUGUAUCUGCACAAGAUCCUUUCUGUCAAAAGCUAAUUAAAGAUCUUGAAUAUCAUUAUCCAACAGAACGUGACUAUCGAUCAUCACAACAUAAUACUUAUAUGUGUCACACAACGGAACGAGGUACAUACAUGCCAUCGUCCAAUACUAGUACACGACAGUACGUUAAUAGCUACCAAAGGCUAAUGGCUUCUGAUUUUGAAAGCAACAAAACUUCAUAA